UGACCGCGGUGUUGGAAAGCGAGAGCAUCCAAGGCUUGUCGGGAGUGAAGCCGAUGGGCUACCGAAAGCGGUCCUCCAGCACGGAGGAGAAUACGUACAGCCUGGAAGCCAUCGUCCGCCAGCUGAACGCGUUCCACGGCGUCAUGUGUGACCAGGGCCUCGACCCGGAGAUCAUCCAGCAGGUCUUCAAGCAGCUCUUCUACAUGAUCAACGCCGUGGCCUUGAACAACCUGCUGCUGAGGAGGGACGUCUGUUCGUGGAGCACGGGGAUGCAACUCAGGUUUAACAUCAGCCAACUGGAAGAAUGGCUACGGGGGAAGAACCUCCAUCAGAGCGGGGCGGCGGAGACCAUGGAGCCCCUGAUCCAGGCCGCCCAGCUCCUGCAGCUGAAAAAGAAGACCUCGGAAGAUGCGGAGGCGAUAUGUUCCCUCUGCACAUCCCUCACUACGCAACAGAUUGUAAAAAUACUGAAUCUCUACACUCCUGUGAACGAGUUUGAAGAGCGAGUGACGGUCAGCUUCAUAAGAAACAUUCAG
Gekko japonicus is the source of this 536-nucleotide messenger RNA. RefSeq names its product unconventional myosin-Vb-like. Lineage: Eukaryota; Metazoa; Chordata; Lepidosauria; Squamata; Gekkonidae. The transcript has 3 exons. The annotation marks the transcript as partial. The record is from RefSeq and is a predicted model, not a curated record. Gene Ontology annotation, molecular function: GTPase binding.